Molecule: messenger RNA, 994 nt
Organism: Colletotrichum navitas
Lineage: Eukaryota; Fungi; Ascomycota; Sordariomycetes; Glomerellales; Glomerellaceae
Exons: 1
Coding region: 171-638 (155 amino acids)
Source: RefSeq, a predicted model, not a curated record
CCGUGUCGUACGUAACCUCUCGCUCUGGAAAAUGUCUGCUCUCCGCGUUGUCGUCAAACGAUCCAUGUGGCAUUUUUAUUGAUUUUAUCGCAUCCCGCCCGCAACAGCUCCGUCUUCCACUCAGAAGGCCUUCCCGGAGGAACCGCGAACAUACCCCGAUACCGGAGGCCAUGGGCAAUCCCACUCGCCGACAUGGAUUCCUCUCUAUUUCUAGCCCAGACCGGAGACCACCGAGGCAACGACACACGGUCCAAACAGCACACCCCCACCUCCAGAGCAUGUCGUUGCUGAUUUUCACCUGCAGGGUUGUCUCAGCGGCCUUGACCUCACACGCACACUGCGCCGCAUAUCCCAAGCACCCCCUCAAACAAGACAUCGAUUAUUGGUCACAUAUGCAGCAUACAAGCGUGGCUGCCCACGCCGCCGAAACGCUGGCUCACCUGCGACAACGUCUAUCACGGACCAUGUGUUCGCCUCUGCUGUGUAAAGGGGCGUGCACUAGCCCAAGGAGAAUACCGGUAUCAGUCCGGCACCCGGUCUCAUGCAAACUCUGUCUUGUUCCAUCUCGAACAGAACAACAACGAGAAGUCCUGAAAGCUAUUCCAAGAUACGCUGUCUCUCGUUGGGCGAUGCCGUAAUGGAAGCCGGAUUUGAAUGCGCCUUCGUCCGGCUCCGCAUCCUCGCUCUUGGGUGGACAUCCGGGAACCGAUGAACCGCGGUAUAAAAAUAAAAAUAAAAGAAAAAGGCCUAAUUGUCUGCAACUCGCCCCGGCAGCCCCUUUGAUGACCGAUUCCUGGCCUUUUUCCCACAUCCAUCUUUGUGGAUCAUCGCCAGUUCCAUCCAUCUCCGCCCUCGGACUCGUCGGAUUGACGAGUCACCCAAUCCUCCCGAGAUGGAGUAUUCCCUGGGCUACAAUGGGAUGAACAAUUCUUGCCCUGCGAUCACGGAUUCGCCGGCUUGGGCUGUUCGUUGUGGCGUUUCCAAUAAUCCUCCC